Molecule: messenger RNA, 1929 nt
Organism: Theobroma umbraticum
Lineage: Eukaryota; Viridiplantae; Streptophyta; Magnoliopsida; Malvales; Malvaceae
Source: RefSeq, a predicted model, not a curated record
UAUAAAUGUAUCAGAUUUUUGUUCCUGGUAUCCUUCUUCAAAUGAGAUAUAUAUGUCACUUACUGGGGAUAUCUUCAAUGAGUUAACACCAUAAAAAACUAUUGAAAGAGGUUCAGAAAUUCUUUGGCUCCUAAGCUCUGGAAAUCAAGUUUAGCUUGAGUUUUCCCAAAAUCAAAGUUGCCAGCAGAAAGGCUUCUUAAAAUCUUUCUUGCUGCUAGCAGUUUUGAGAUUUUUCCUAGAAGUUUCAAAACAAACUUUGGCAAUGGGGUUUCUGGAUCUGUUUGUUGUGGCACUGAUGCCAGUUCUGAAAGUAUUACUGGUAACUGGUGUGGGCUUGUUUCUUGCCAUGGAACAAAUAAAUCUCCUGGGGCCAGAGGCAAGGAACUACUUGAACAAAAUUGUAUUCUAUGUGUUAAGUCCUUCUCUUUUGGUCAGCAACUUGGCCGGAACUAUAACUUACAAGAGCGUGGUUACUUUGUGGUUCAUGCCAUUGAAUAUUCUUCUAACAUACAUUAUUGGCUCAGCUCUUGGUUGGGUUAUCAUAAAAAUCACUAAAACCCCCGAACACCUUCGAGGAAUUGUCAUUGGUUGUUGUUCUGCAGGAAACUUGGGAAACUUGCUUCUCAUUCUUGUUCCAGCCGUAUGUGAGCAGUCAAAUAGUCCAUUUGGAGAUUCAUCUACUUGCUCUACAAAUGCUGAGGCUUAUGCUUCACUAUCUAUGGCAGUAGCCGCCAUCUAUACUUGGUCAUAUGCGUAUGCUGUGGUGAGUGCUUAUGCUAUUAAGAGCGCAGAACACAAGUCUACCCAUUCUGCUGAAGAGGCCCCUGCACCAUCUUCAGACAGUUGCACGGAAACACUACUACCGUCGAGUUAUAGCCAAAUUUCUGACGAAAGCUCAGUGCAAGUUGAACUGCCUCUCACCAACUCCGAGGAAAGAACAAAGAUGUCAUUUUGCAAGAAGAUUGCUCAGUGUGUCAAGAGCAUUAUGAGCAAGAUCGACCUGAAGAAGGUGUUCGUACCAUCAACUAUUGCAUCGAUUAUUGGGUUAAUCUUCGGGAUAGUCUCUCCAAUCCGAAAAGUACUAAUUGAUGAUAGUGCCCCUCUUCACGUAAUUUACACUUCUGCAGCUUUGAUAGGGGAGGCAGCCAUUCCCUGUAUGACCUUGGUAAUGGGGGCAAACCUUCUCAAAGGUCUAAAAAGAUCAGAAAUGAAUCUGUUCGUCAUUAUAGGGGUGGUAGCAGUGCGGAAUAUUUUCUUGCCUCUCUUGGGGAUUGGUGUUACUAAAGCUGCAUAUCAUUUUGGAAUGGCUGGAUCAGAUUCCUUGUAUCAAUUUGUUCUUAUGCUUCAAUACGCUGUUCCCCCUGCAAUCAACGUAGGUACAAUGACACAGCUAUUUCAAAGUGGUCAAGGUGAAACUUCUAUUAUUUUGCUAUGGACUUACGCUGUAGCUUCAAUCUCCUUAACACUUUGGUCAACAUUGUUCAUGUCACUUGUAGCGUGAUUUAUAAUUCAAAUUCCAUUCCUCUAGCUUUUGCCACCACAACACCACAAAUAUAUCACAAAAGGUUGAGAAUUUUCAUCUAAAUUCUUACCACUCCAACUAUCCAAGUGAAGCUUAGAGGAAAAACAGAGAUACUGAAUCUUGAACUUACGUCUCUUUUUUGAAAAGGUGAUUAGUGAUAUUUUAUUUAUAAACUAGUUUCAUCUCUAGAUGGUAAAUUGUACAUUGUAUGCUUCAAUGCAAGCACAUUAAAACUUACCUUGUACAAUGUUAAUGCUAUUUAGAACUCUUUUAUGACAUGUGAAUUUUGUGGAGAAGGACAUUCCAAUGACAAUUGUUCCAUCUAUUUUGAGUCUUGUCAAUUUGUUGGAAAUAGGCAACAGAAUCAUCCUUAUUUCAACACUUAUAAUCCUGAUUGGAGGAAUCAU